Molecule: messenger RNA, 210 nt
Organism: Stereum hirsutum FP-91666 SS1
Lineage: Eukaryota; Fungi; Basidiomycota; Agaricomycetes; Russulales; Stereaceae
Exons: 1
Source: RefSeq, a predicted model, not a curated record
UUUACGUCACCCAUCAGUUUCGCCCGGGUCACGGUUCAGAAGCCGUGCGUGAGCGUGACGGGACCCGUAAAUGGUUCAGAAAACAAUGUAGGCGCUUGCGAAAAUGAUUAUUUUGCGCAAGCGCCUGCCGAGGUCACUGUUCGCUCACCCUGCGUUAUGCGUGAGGUCACGCGGUAUUUUGUUCGGUUCAUCAACGCGGAGAACGCGUGA